CUUGUCCGGGCCCUUAUACAUAAACGGCAGAAGGACUAUUUUUCUCCUCCAAACCGAAGCAGAGCGGCAAAGAGGGCUGUUCGCUUUGCGACGUUCACCCUGCAUUUUUCUCACAGCCAGCAGAAAAACGACAACGCAAUGGCGUCGUCUUCUUCUUCUUCGUCAUCAGCCUACGACAUACCAUGGGUGGAGAAGUAUAGGCCCAGCAAUGUCGCCGACAUUGUGGGCAACGAAGACGCCGUGUCUAGGCUCCAGGUCAUCGCCCGCGACGGCAACAUGCCCAACCUCAUCUUGGACGGUCCUCCUGGAACUGGUAAGACCACUAGUAUACUCGCUCUUGCGCAUGAGCUCUUGGGACCAAAUUAUAAGGAGGCUGUUUUAGAGCUGAAUGCAUCAGACGACAGGGGAAUAGAUGUUGUGAGGAACAAAAUUAAAAUGUUUGCUCAAAAGAAAGUCACAUUGCCUCCUGGGCGGCAUAAAGUUGUCAUCUUGGAUGAAGCUGACAGUAUGACAUCUGGAGCACAACAAGCUUUGAGGCGGACAAUGGAAAUAUAUUCAAAUUCCACUCGUUUUGCUCUUGCGUGCAAUGUAUCUUCCAAAAUUAUUGAGCCUAUUCAGAGUAGAUGUGCCCUUGUCCGAUUUUCUAGAUUAUCCGAUCAGGAGAUACUUGGUCGCCUAAUGAUAGUGGUUCAAGCUGAAAAGGUUCCCUAUGUUCCAGAAGGUCUUGAAGCCAUUAUUUUCACUGCUGAUGGUGAUAUGAGGCAGGCACUGAAUAACCUGCAAGCUACAAACAGUGGAUUCCGGUUUGUCAACCAAGAAAAUGUUUUCAAGGUCUGUGACCAGCCUCAUCCAUUGCAUGUAAAGAAUAUGGUGUGCAAUGUGCUUGAAGGGAAAUUUGAUGAUGCUUGUUCAGGUCUCAAGCAGCUCUAUGAUUUGGGCUACUCCCCAACUGACAUAAUCACUACCUUUUUCCGUAUCAUAAAGAAUUAUGAUAUGGCUGAGUAUUUGAAAUUGGAAUUCAUGAAGGAAACAGGUUUUGCUCACAUGAGAAUCUGUGAUGGAGUUGGCUCCUACCUUCAGCUGUGUGGUCUUCUGGCUAAGCUUUCCCUAAUUCGUGAGACGGCUAAAGCGACAUAAAAUGUUUUAACUACCGCUAGAUAUGUGAUGUUUUAUGGUGAAUAUCCUGUUGUACUGCACUUCAUCCUUUGUUUUGUCAGGAGAAAUGGAUGGUCACUUUUAAGUGCAAGUUAUUUGUGUUGUCUAAGCUCUCCAAAUGGUUCUCUGUUGUAAUUUUUAAUUUUUUAAUUUUUUGAUUUUUAA
Molecule: messenger RNA, 1320 nt
Organism: Prunus dulcis (almond)
Lineage: Eukaryota; Viridiplantae; Streptophyta; Magnoliopsida; Rosales; Rosaceae
Product: replication factor C subunit 2
Exons: 7
Coding region: 139-1137 (332 amino acids)
Biological process (GO): DNA repair; DNA-templated DNA replication
Cellular component (GO): DNA replication factor C complex; nucleus
Molecular function (GO): DNA clamp loader activity; DNA binding; ATP binding
Source: RefSeq, a predicted model, not a curated record